Thyridium curvatum is the source of this 1422-nucleotide messenger RNA. RefSeq lists its product as uncharacterized. The coding region runs from base 1 to 1422 and encodes 473 amino acids. Gene Ontology annotation, biological process: riboflavin biosynthetic process. Lineage: Eukaryota; Fungi; Ascomycota; Sordariomycetes; Thyridiales; Thyridiaceae. The record is from RefSeq and is a predicted model, not a curated record. Gene Ontology annotation, molecular function: GTP cyclohydrolase II activity. The transcript is spliced from 4 exons.
AUGAACACAACGUACUCUAUCGAGCUUGUCGAUACUAUCACUACACCUCCAGCAAAGAGACAUCGACCCAUUACGAUGGCUGUAGACAUUGAACCUACGAACGGCACUAGUGCUGCUGUCAGUGGUGUCAAGGCUCAGUCACCCGAAGCGAAUAAGGGCUAUUCAAGUCGAGUGGUGCUCACAACCUACCCUGGACAAAGCGUCGUCAAUCCCAUACCUCUAAACUGGGGUGAAGCGGAUCCGGACAAUCGAGGUCCGGUGUUGGUCUCACGUAACGGCAAGACGUUGUCACGACGGAAUGCCAUAGGUGCGCACGGUGGCAGUUACUGCGUGUAUACGGCCCUUACUAUUGCUGCUGGAGGACUUCCUCCCGGAUUCAAGCCUAGUUUCGAGAACACGGAGCCGACAUUUGACUUCCCACAGCAGGCAGCAUGGUCUGACACCUCCAAGAUCGUGGCGAUGGAUCCGUUUGGCCAUGACAUCGUACGUCACUUCCAACGCCACCUUAACGAUGGUCUCGACGUCAGGCCCACUAUAGCCGUAACGCGGGCCAACAUGCGAGUUGCCGAGAUCUCGGAAUGGAUCCGGGAAGGCCAAAUACCUGUGGACGGAAACAUUGUGAUCAGCGAUGCUGGUGAUGUUCGCGUUACCAAAGUUGCGGUAGAGCCUGUUUGGUAUCUCCCUGGCGUUGCUGCUCGAUUCGGCGUGGACGAAGGCACUCUGCGGCGUGCACUCUUUGAGCAUAUGGGUGGCAGUUAUCCUGAGCUCGUAACGAGGCCCGAUAUCAAGGUCUUCCUGCCGCCCAUCGGUGGGCUGACAGUUUACAUCUUUGGCCCUCCCGAGCGUGUAUCGGAUCCGUCAGUCAAACUCGCGCUACGUAUUCACGACGAGUGUAAUGGUUCCGACGUCUUUCAGUCAGAUAUCUGCACGUGUCGGCCAUACCUGGCCUUCGGCAUUGCGGAAGCCAUCAAAGAGGCGCAGGCCGGAGGUUCGGGCGUGGUCAUAUACUUCCGCAAGGAAGGUCGCGCGUUAGGUGAGGUUGUCAAGUACCUUGUCUACAACGCCCGCAAACGUGGCGGAGACACCGCCGACAGAUACUUCGCUCGUACGGAGGGGGUCGCUGGUGUGCGAGAUAUGCGCUUCCAAGAACUCAUGCCGGAUAUUCUCCACUGGCUUGGAAUCAGCAAGAUAGAUCGGAUGCUUUCGAUGUCUAAUAUGAAGCACGAUGCGAUAGUCGCACAGGGUAUUCCGAUAUUAGAGAGGGUACCCAUCCCGGAUGAACUCAUUCCGGCUGAUUCUCAUGUUGAAAUUGACGCGAAGAUUAAUGCUGGCUAUUUUACAACCUCAAAGAAGUACACAGAGGAAGAUCUAAAGCAAGUAAAAGGUCGUGGGUGGCAAGGCUGGGAAGACCUCGAGCAUUGA